GCUCCGCAGCCCUGGUAACGCGCCGCGCGGUGAGGAACAGUCGAGAACAGCGUCAGGUUAAAUCAUGCCCCGUGUUUAUAUCGGACGACUGAGCUAUCAUGUCCGCGAGAAGGACAUCCAGCGGUUCUUCAGCGGAUAUGGGAAGCUGAUGGAAAUCGACCUGAAAAACGGCUAUGGAUUCGUGGAGUUUGAGGAUAACCGUGACGCCGACGACGCCGUGUACGAGCUGAACGGGAAGGAGCUGUGCGGGGAGCGGGUGAUCGUCGAACAUGCCCGGGGACCGCGGCGAGACCGAGAUGGCUACGGUGGGGGUUACUGGGGUGGUGGGCGCAGUAGCGGUUACAGCAGCCGGAGCCGCUCUGGCAGGGAUAAGUAUGGACCCCCAGUCCGUACAGAGUACCGUCUCAUCGUGGAAAACUUGUCAAGUCGCUGCAGCUGGCAGGACCUCAAGGACUUCAUGCGCCAGGCAGGAGAGGUGACUUACGCAGAUGCCCACAAGGAACGCACAAAUGAGGGAGUGAUCGAGUUUCGGUCCCAUUCUGACAUGAAGAGAGCUCUGGACAAGCUGGAUGGCACAGACAUCAAUGGGCGUAAGAUUCGUUUGGUGGAGGACCGACCUCGCAGACGAAGGUCUUACUCUGGCAGCCGCUCCAGAUCUCGUAGUCGCCGUCGCUCCCGCAGCAGGAGCCGCAGGAGCCACAGAAGCAGGAGCUCCAGGAGUCGUUCCAGAUCCCACUCCAGAUCUCGUUCCCGCAGCAACAAAAGACGUCGUCAUUCCCGCUCCAGAUCUGGAAGGAAGUCUCGCUCCAAGUCAGGAGAAAGCAAGUCGCGCUCUCGCAACCGCAGGUCCCGUUCUCGAUCCCGCAAAUCCAAGUCUCGUUCACACUCGCGCAAAUCCCGCUCCCGUUCAGCCGACCAUAAAUCCAAGUCCCGCUCAAAGAGCCGCUCAAAGGUAAAGUCAGAGCGGGAUUCACGCAGUCGAUCCAAGGAGAUGGGUGGCGACAAAAAGUCCCGCAGUCGCUCAGCUUCCCCAGUUGAGAAUGGGAAGGAGGAGCGCGCCAUCAAAUCUGCCUCCCGCUCUCCAUCCCCACAGGAGGACGACCGCCGAUCCAAGUCAAGGGAGAAGCGCUCAGCCUCCCGUUCAAGGUCUCGCUCACGGUCUAGAUCAGCUUCUCAGGAUUAGUGGAAUUAGGAAAGUGAGGUGUUUCUCAUUGCUGAGCUUUGAUCCCUAAUGCUGUACAUAUUGAGCUGUGUUGUCAUACUGGCUUUGCUUACUGACUUGUCUACUUUCCUCCCUCAAGUGUGCAGUUGUUUCAGAUGAUGCAUGGCAGUGAUGGGGACACGUUUCAGAAUUUAGCUCUUUCCCAAAAGUCGCCAAUUUAUUUUUCCUAAAGUGAACUCUUAGUCUUAAAAUGUUAUCUUUAUUUUACAUAUUUGCCACAGAAUGGUUUGGCUGACAGAUGCAAUCCAUCUUACUAACGUUGUACGUGUCCCCACUAAUGUCUGGAGCAUCCAUCAGGAGCACAUCAAGCUGCACAGCUGUGGGAGAAAAGUAGCGUUUGGUUACAGCAUUGGAGCAGUUUCUCUUUUUGAGCUGCAGUCUCGAUGAUUGCUUUCUCAAGGAAUCAGUCUGUCUUGCAGCACUCUUAAAUGCACAACAAAAGAUCUGCAAAACUGCAUAUUUACAAGAAGGAGAAAAAAAAGAUGAGGGUUUGUAUUUCAUGUUUGAACAACUUCAAUCGUAGGUGGACUAUUAAUGAUCCCUUUUUAACCUCUUGUACAUAAACCGUGUGACCAGAAUCAAACUGAUUAUUCGUUUUUGUUGCUUACCAGUGUUUUUUUGGGGGGGGUUAUUUUCGUAAUCUUUGAGCAGGUAAUCUGUGGGAAGGCCUUUUUACUUUAUGGAUUUCAGUUUUGCUCAAGCCUCAAGGCCUCAGAUGCAGUUUGUCACAGAUUUUCAGUUAAUUUUUUUUUUUGUGAGUUUAAGGCUUGUCCAAACCCUUUAACCCUGGAUUAUAUUGUGCAGCUAGUACUGGGUUUUUUUGUACUCCGCAGACAACA
Molecule: messenger RNA, 2061 nt
Organism: Larimichthys crocea (large yellow croaker)
Lineage: Eukaryota; Metazoa; Chordata; Actinopteri; Sciaenidae
Product: serine/arginine-rich splicing factor 6
Exons: 6
Coding region: 65-1183 (372 amino acids)
Cellular component (GO): cytoplasm; nucleus
Molecular function (GO): mRNA binding
Source: RefSeq, a predicted model, not a curated record